AUGAGAUGGACAAACUCAGGUAGCUUGAAAUCUCAAGGAAAUACAUUAUUAUACAGUGGUGGAGAUAAACAUGAAUGCGGGGUAGCUUUCGUAAUAAGGGAUAACGUUGCGACAAAUAUCGUGAGGUUCCAACCAAUAAGUGAUCGAAUAUGUUACAUAGAACUCAAAUGUAAAUGGUACUACAUGUUCCUAAUUAACUGUUACGCACCGACAGAAGAUAAGAGUGACGACAUAAAAUACAAAUUCUAUGAAGACUUGGUGUGUAACACUCUACCAGUUGAUAAACCAAAAAUAAUAUUUGAGGACUUCAAUGCAAAGAUUGGAAAGGAAAACAUAUAUAAACCAACAACUGGAUCCGAAAGCCUACACGAAAUUACGAACGACAAUGGAAACAAACUUAUCACUUUUGCUACAGUCAAAAAUAUGACUAUAAGUAACACGUACUUCUCUCAUAAGAAUAUACACCAACAAAUAUAG
Sipha flava (yellow sugarcane aphid) is the source of this 477-nucleotide messenger RNA. RefSeq names its product craniofacial development protein 2-like. NCBI's taxonomy places the organism in Eukaryota, Metazoa, Arthropoda, Insecta, Hemiptera, Aphididae. The transcript has a single exon. Gene Ontology annotation, biological process: chromatin remodeling. Gene Ontology annotation, cellular component: nucleus. The record is from RefSeq and is a predicted model, not a curated record. Bases 1 to 477 code for a protein of 158 amino acids.